AUGGACAAUCCAGACAACUACAUUGUGAAUAUUUUCAAAAACGAAAUCCAAAUCAAAAGAAUUCGAAAGGAAUUGAAAUAGUUAGAGGUCCUAGACAGCAAGGAAUUCAAAAUUAACCUGAAGCAAUUGUCUAAUAAUUUACAAAUCAUCGUUGAAAUGCAACCAGUUGUACCCUUAAAUUAAGGCAAACCAAUCAAAUUUUGCUUAUACCUUGAUAAUAAAUUCCCUUUCGUAUUUCCCAGAGUUCAUCUUCUUAGUCAUUUAACUAAGCCCACUUUUGCUGAUGGAAGAGACUAUAUCGAAGAUGUUUUACAUUAAUAAUGGAGCCCAUCCAUUUUGCUCAAUGAAAUCAUUCAAAAAUUUCCUAAAUUUCUCGAUUAAGUGAGACAUUAUAAAGAUGAUAGAGAUCAUUUGCUUUCUUUGGGCAAAUAUAAUUUAGAUUAGGAAUACGAGGGAUCAUUGGGGUUGGAAGAUGUCGAAUACUUUUAAUGCAAAGAAAUACUAAGUGGAAGAUCUUACCAGAAAAUAUUAUAAUUAAGCAAUAGCUACAUCUUGAUCUUGGAAUACUAAAAUAAAGUCUUGAUUCUCUAAAGCUUUUAACCUACUAAAGACUUAGUUAAAGUUGAAAAGAUAGAGAAUAGUGCCCAAUUAACAUGGAGAUCUGAUGACAAUUUCAGACUCCAAACAGUAACCCCUUCAAACAUCGAUUAAUUUAUGGAUUCAAUCCUUCUCUACAAAACUGGUGCUUCCGGUAAAAAAAUCUAGGAAGAAGAAGUAACCUUACAAAAGUUUGAGAAUUUUUAAAUCUAAAAACUCCUUGAUUCAGUAAGUUACUAUGAGAAAAAUCUAGAGCAGGAACUCAACCCUUAGACAUUGAAUUCUCUUAUGGACUCAUAUCAAUAAGCUAUUGAAUAUUUUUCUGCAGUUUCUGAUGAAGAUUUUAAGGAAUAUGUUAUGCGUCUUUAAAAUUUACUAGGGAGAGAGGAUGUCUAAAAAAUACUAUCCAAUAAAUUGUGA
This is a messenger RNA of Paramecium tetraurelia, 1017 nucleotides long. RefSeq lists its product as uncharacterized. The record is from RefSeq and is a predicted model, not a curated record. Lineage: Eukaryota; Ciliophora; Oligohymenophorea; Peniculida; Parameciidae. The transcript has 6 exons.